Messenger RNA from Scylla paramamosain (green mud crab), 3449 nucleotides. Its product is annotated as hemicentin-2-like. The transcript is spliced from 15 exons. NCBI's taxonomy places the organism in Eukaryota, Metazoa, Arthropoda, Malacostraca, Decapoda, Portunidae. The record is from RefSeq and is a predicted model, not a curated record. The coding region runs from base 617 to 3361 and encodes 914 amino acids. Gene Ontology annotation, molecular function: protein binding.
ACUGACGGCCGGGAUGCAGACCGUGGAGCAGGUGGCACCGCAGCGGCAGAGGCACAGUGGCCCGCGGGAGGUUGUGAUUGGCGGGAGGUGGUGCAACCCUCCAGCACUGCUCGCUGCCCCACACCCAGGAGCCUCGAGACGCGAUCGGCUGUGUUGCGAGACUCUUGGCGAAAACCAGGUGGGCGAGUAGAGGCCGCCAUGCGUGGAGCAGCCUCGCAUCAACAGCUCCCAGUCUCCUAGCAGCCUCACCCAGCCGAGCGAGACAAGUACCAGCAGAGCAUAGCAGAACAUAGCGGAGCGUGGCGUAGCUUAGCAGAGGAAGGAAGGAACCUCAGGAAGCCACCGCCCCUCCUUCUAAGCCCCGCCGUGCCUCACUCCCUGCAAGAAGGAUAAACUUUUCACGCCGUAAUUGCACAAGCACCUACAAAGUUUUAGCACCUCACUGACCAUGGCGAGGGUGUGAUGAGUAGCAGGGAGCUCACUCGUGUUCCUCACCCUAUACACCGCUGGGUACUCAUCCUCCCUGGCUUGUGAGAGGGAGAUUGGAUGAUGGAGCGGGGCGGUGGAGGCUGGAGAGGCUGGAGGGGCUGGGGGGGCCUCGUCUUUCGUUCUUCUGAUGUGCUGCUGUUUGGUGGACGCUGGGAGUAAGAACACUCUUCCACCUGGAGUACCCGUGGGCCGCGCUGCUGGGGUGGCGGGUUCCAUGGCGCGCCUGCCCUGCCUCGCCAGCCACGCGGGGCCGCCCCACAGACCCUCCCUCGUGUUGUGGUACAAGGACCGCGCCAGAUUCCCCUUCUACACACUUGACCUGCGGGACGAGGGGGAGCAGCAGGAGUUCGUCAACGCGGGAGUGCGAGGCCGCGCCCACUCAGGCCUCUCUGGCGCCUACCUCACCCUAGACCCCCUCCACCUGCGAGACUCCGGCAGGUACAGGUGCCGCGUCGACUUUGAGGUGUCGCCCACUCUCUUCGCAGUGGUGGAUCUCAUGGUGUAUGUGGCCCCGUCUCGCCUCACGGUGCUGGACGGGCGGGAGGAGCGGGUGGUGACGGGGCAGCUGGGACCCCUGACGGAAGGCGACGCGCUCUCCCUCGUCUGCAUCGCCACUGGAGGCUGGCCGGCGCCCGAGGUGACGUGGUGGCGAGGCUCCACUCUCCUCAGCAACAACAGGACGGUGCUCGGCUACGACGGCCCGCCCCCUACCAUGCCCGCUUUGUCCGCCCUGCCGCCCCCGUCACUGCAGUUCUCCAGGGCGCCAGCAGGAGCUCCAGCGCGGCAGGUGAAGGCGGUGCUGAAUAUCCCUGCUCUCACCCGUGAUUACGUGCGGAGUAACCUGACCUGCCGCGCCUCCAACACUAACCUGACACAGCCUCUCUCCGUCUCCCUGGCGCUGCUGCUCCACCUGCCUCCCAAGACGGUCAACAUUCACCUGCCGGAAUUGCCGCUGGUGGCCGGGCAGCGGACGCGCCUCGAGUGUGUCGCGUUGGGCGCCCACCCUUCGGCCAUCCUCACCUGGACCAAGGCGCUGCGAGGCUCCGCGGCGCCCCUGCGAGCACCCACGCGCCACACUGCCGGUCGCUCCUCCUCCUUCCUGACGGUGGUGCCGCGGGCGGAGGACGACGGGGCGAGUCUAACCUGCACCGCCAGUAACCCCCGGCUGGAGGGCACGGCGCUUACCACCACCACGCGCCUCAAUGUUGUCUACGCUCCAAGGGUGAGGUUACGGCUGGGGGCCAACCUGGAGGCACUGCCCAUCACGGAGGGGAGCGACAUCUACUUUGAGUGCGAAGUCUCCAGUAACCCGAAAGCCAAGGAGAUCAUCUGGAGUAGAAAUGGGGAGGCGCUCAGCAGUGACAGGGAGAAAAGCAUCCUCGUGUCAGGGAAGAACUUGGUGCUACAGACGGUGCCUCGAUCAGCUGCCGGGAACUACACGUGCUCGGCCACCAACAGGCAGGGCACCACCACCAGCAACGCCCUGCCGCUCACCGUGCAGUAUACACCGGUGUGCGUGGCGCGGCCCAGGACGGUGGCGGUGGGGGAGGGGGAGACCGCGCGCCUCUCCUGCCGGGUUGAAGCGGUGCCAGACGACCCACUCUCUUUCACGUGGGUCUUCAACAACACGCUCGACACCGUCCACGUGGAGAACCAUCGCCUCAGUCCAGUGCGGGGUCUUAGUAUCCUGGACUACACGCCGAGGUCAACGCGGGACUACGGAACGCUUUCGUGCUGGGCCGCCAACAGCCUGGGCACACAGACAGACCCGUGCCGCUUCACCAUCAUCGAGGCAGGUCCUCCCGAUCACGUGGCGAACUGCGUACUGGUAAACCUAACCGUCACGUCCUUGGAGGUCGGGUGUACGGCGGGGCGAGACGGAGGGCGCCAGCAGUGGUUCAUGGCCCAGGUGUACGCGGCCACCACCCACCGCCUACUGGCCACGCUGGAGGAGGCCACACCCAGGUUCCGCGUGGACGGCCUCACACCAGGCCAAGACUACCUCAUCACCGUCACCGCCAUCAACGACAAGGGCGCCAGUAGACCCGUGGAGAUCAGCGCUGUUCGUCUCAAGGUGGCGGAGAAGCGCAUGGUGGAAGUGACGCCGCCACCCGUGUCUCCUCUCGUGGGCGUAUUCUUAGGGCUCGUGGGCGGCUUUGUGGUGCUCCUGCUCGCGGGCGUCCUCCUCUCGCGCAGGUGCUGGGGGCGGAGGGAGAGCGCUGACAACGGCUCCGAACCGGCCAAGUUGUCCUGCUCCACGCCCCAGGACGCCCACUCCCCUACCACCCACGCCCACCCACCCCCCGAAUCCCCCAACCCACCUUAUGUUAUCUCCUGCACCACGCCUUUCCCCUGCCACGCCCCCACCACCAGCCACCCCACUUACACCACCACGACCUUCUACACCCUCCCCAGUUCUCCCCACCACGUGAUGCCUGCCCCUUAUCACGCCCACGACCACACCACCACGACCACCGCGCAGUAUUACACUCACACACCCACGCCCACGCCCGAUGUAACUACUACCAAACCUUUGUACGCCCACGCCCUCGCCCUCACCACGAUCACCACGGCACCAUAUCACAGCCACACCCACACCCAUACACCCCCCACCACUUCCCACCUCUAUAACCACCCACCUGCCCAUGUCACCCACGCCACCCACUCCACGGCCCCUACCACACUCCAUCACACCCACUCACCCAUUCCUACCACCACCAUACCUUAUCAUACCCACGCCCUCACCACUACAGCCACAGCACACUACCACAGCCACACCACCUCCACAGUUACACCCUUUCACGCGUCUACCACACCUUACCACACCUUACAGACGGACAGACAAUCUCACGUAGCUGUAGAGUCUCUAUAAAGAUGCAUAAAAGUGAAUCCCAGCUCCUCUCUUUUUCAUCUCCUUCGACGACGCGACGCCCUGGCUUCAGUAAAGUAUAUCAAUACAA